ACAUGGUUGUGUGUACAGAUCACAGCUUGUAUGUCACACUGUACAAUAAAUGGUUGUGUGUAUAGAUCACAGCUUGUAUACUACACUGUACAUGACAUGGUUGUGUGUACAGAUCACAGCUUGUAUACCACACUGUACAUGACAUGGUUGUGUGUACAGAUCACAGUUGUGUGUACAGAUCACAGCUUGUAUACCACACUGUACAUGACAUGGUUGUGUGUACAGAUCACAGCUUGUAUACCACACUGUACAUGACAUGGUUGUGUGUACAGAUCACAGUUGUGUGUACAGAUCACAGCAUGUAUACCACACUGUACAUGACAUGGUUGUGUGUACAGAUCACAGUUGUGUGUACAGAUCACAGCUUGUAUGCCACACUGUACAAUACAUGGUUGUGUGUACAGAUCACAGCUUGUAUACCACACUGUACAUGCCAUGGUUGUGUGUACAGAUCACAGUUGUGUGUACAGAUCACAGCUUGUAUACCACACUGUACAUGACAUGGUUGUGUGUACAGAUCACAGUUGUGUGUACAGAUCACAGCUUGUAUACCACACUGUACAUGACAUGGUUGUGUGUACAGAUCACAGUUGUGUGUACAGAUCACAGCUUGUAUACCACACUGUACAUGACAUGGCUGUGUGUACAGAUCACAGUUGUGUAUACAGAUCACAGCUUGUAUACUACAAUGUACAUGACAUAGUUGUGUGUACAGAUCACAGUUGUGUGUACAGAUCACCGCUUGUAUGCCACACUGUACAAUACAUGGUUGUGUGUACAGAUCACAGCUUGUAUACCACACUGUACAUGACAUGGUUGUGUGUACAGAUCACAGCUUGUAUGCCACACUGUACAAUACAUGGUUGUAUGUACAGAUCACAGCUUGUAUGCCACACUGUACAAUACAUGGCUGUGUGUACAGAUCACAGCUUGUAUACCACACUGUACAAUACAUGGAUGUGUGUACAGAUCACAGUUGUGUGUACAGAUCACAGCUUGUAUACCACACUGUACGUGACAUGGUUGUGUGUACAGAUCACAGUUGUGUGUACAGAUCACAGCUUGUAUACCACACUGUACAUGACAUGGCUGUGUGUACAGAUCACAGUUGUGUGUACAGAUCACAGCUUGUAUGCCACACUGUACAAUACAUGGUUGUGUGUACAGAUCACUGCUUGUAUGUCACACUGUACAAUACAUGGUUGUGUGUACAGAUCACAGCUUGUAUACCACACUGUACAUGACAUGGUUGUGUGUACAGAUCACAGUUGUGUAUACAGAUCACAGCUUGUAUACUACAAUGUACAUGACAUGGUUGUGUGUACAGAUCACAGUUGUGUGUACAGAUCACAGCUUGUAUGCCACACUGUACAAUACAUGGUUGUGUGUACAGAUCACAGCUUGUAUACCACACUGUACAUGACAUGGUUGUGUGUACAGAUCACAGCUUGUAUGCCACACUGUACAAUACAUGGUUGUAUGUACACAUCACAGCUUGUAUGCCACACUGUACAAUACAUGGCUGUGUGUACAGAUCACAGCUUGUAUACCACACUGUACAAUACAUGGAUGUGUGUACAGAUCACAGUUGUGUGUACAGAUCACAGCUUGUAUACCACACUGUACGUGACAUGGUUGUGUGUAAAGAUCACAGUUGUGUGUACAGAUCACAGCUUGUAUACCACACUGUACAUGACAUGGCUGUGUGUACAGAUCACAGUUGUGUGUACAGAUCACAGCUUGUAUGCCACACUGUACAAUACAUGGAUGUGUGUACAGAUCACAGCUUGUAUGCCACACUGUACAAUACAUGGCUGUGUGUACAGAUCACAGCUUGUAUGCCACACUGUACAAUACAUGGCUGUGUGUACAGAUCACAGCUUGUAUACCACACUGUACAAUACAUGGAUGUGUGUACAGAUCACAGUUGUGUGUACAGAUCACAGCUUGUAUACCACACUGUACGUGACAUGGUUGUGUGUAAAGAUCACAGUUGUGUGUACAGAUCACAGCUUGUAUACCACACUGUACAUGACAUGGCUGUGUGUACAGAUCACAGUUGUGUGUACAGAUCACAGCUUGUAUGCCACACUGUACAAUACAUGGAUGUGUGUACAGAUCACAGCUUGUAUGCCACACUGUACAAUACAUGGCUGUGUGUACAGAUCACAGCUUGUAUGCCACACUGUACAAUACAUGGCUGUGUGUACAGAUCACAGCUUGUAUGUCACACUGUACAAUACAUGGUUGUGUGUAUAGAUCACAGCUUGUAUACUACACUGUACAUGACAUGGUUGUGUAUACAGAUCACAUCUUGUAUACCACACUACAUGACAUGGUUGUGUGUACAGAUCACAGUUGUGUGUACAGAUCACAGCUUGUAUACCACACUGUACAUGACAUGGUUGUGUGUACAGAUCACAGUUGUGUGUACAGAUCACAGCUUGUAUACCACACUGUACAUGACAUGGUUGUGUGUACAGAUCACAGUUGUGUAUACAGAUCACAGCUUGUAUACUACAAUGUACAUGACAUGGUUGUGUGUACAGAUCACAGUUGUGUGUACAGAUCACAGCUUGUAUGCCACACUGUACAAUACAUGGUUGUGUGUACAGAUCACAGCUUGUAUGCCACACUGUACAUGACAUGGUUGUGUGUACAGAUCACAGCUUGUAUGCCACACUGUACAAUACAUGGCUGUGUGUACAGAUCACAGCUUGUAUGCCACACUGUACAAUACAUGGCUGUGUGUACAGACCACAGCUUGUAUGCCACACUGUACAAUACAUGGCUGUGUGUACAGACCACAGCUUGUAUGCCACACUGUACAAUACAUGGCUGUGUGUACAGACCACAGCUUGUAUGCCACACUGUACAAUACAUGGUUGUGUGUACAGAUCACAGCUAGUUGUGGUUCAAAACAUUUUUGACAGCUAUUCUUAUUCAUUAAAAAAUAUAUUUAUAAUAAUAUGGAUAAUAAAGAAAUCAUUACACUCAUGUGUGUGUUAUAUUGAUUUUACAAAACUCUGUCAGGAUUUAUGUUUUAACCUUGCUCUCGCUCAGGCAGUACAAGAAUCCUGACACUCGUUUCGUAUAACAAUCUAUCUACUCCAUUGUAAAUAUCUUCCGAGUAAAGUAAGAUGAAAAGUAAUAAAGUGGGAAAAAAGUGCUGUUUAUUUAAAACUUCAGGAAUAAUAUGUUAUAGUGGUCUAAUUUGAGACCUAGUAAUUAUUUGUUCAGUGAAUGGUACUGAACCAUAUUAUUGUGGUGAUGGUGUGGACUGGUGUACGAUCUUAUCUUAAAGACUCCACAUGAAGUGUUUGUGUUCUCCAUUUCAUACAUUAUUUUUGAAUAAAUGGAAUAUUUUGAUAUAGCAAAGUUUUAUUUAUUGCAAAUAUGUCAUUAUUUAAUAUUAAACCAUAUAUGAUUUAUAUAAAGUCGAAGUUCAGUCAUAACAUUUUAUGAUUAUUUGUUUUGUCGAAGUGGUUCAGAAAAAUAUUGAGCAAACUGUAAUUGUAAGGGUAAUAUCUUGGCAAACUAUAAUUAUAAAUUAUUGUUUAUCUCAGUGUGGAAUUUUGAAUGUUAGUAAUAAUAUAAGUCAUCUUUUGUAUAAGAUAGUGAUACGCAAUAUUGUGAUAAGUGGAGCAGGUUUUAUUGAUAACAAUACAUAUGUACACUAUUUUUGUUGAGAAUUGUUUGUUUGAUGUACAGUCUGUGCAGGAAUAUCUCUCCAAAUGUUAUAUUUGUAUUUGUACGACAUAAAACAAUAAAAUCAGUCUGAUUCAA
This is a messenger RNA of Gigantopelta aegis, 3786 nucleotides long. RefSeq lists its product as uncharacterized. Bases 1359 to 2645 code for a protein of 428 amino acids. The transcript is spliced from 2 exons. The record is from RefSeq and is a predicted model, not a curated record. Lineage: Eukaryota; Metazoa; Mollusca; Gastropoda; Neomphalida; Peltospiridae.